AUGCCACAGCUGGAGCAGCAGGACUUUAUGGAGAACCUGGAGGCAGCGCUCUCGUGGAUGCAGAGCACUCAGGAGCGAUUGAAGGCCAAUGACAACACCCAGGGGCCCCGCGAUGCCCUGGAGAAACGGCUCAGGGAGACAGAGAAAAUCCACCACUCAGAGCAUGAAGGCCGCGUGAAAAUGGACCUGGCUCUGGUGGCAGCUGAACACCUUCUGCAGAGCGAAGAUGAGGAACUAAAGAGCCACACCCACUGCAAAGUGCGCGAGCUCAAAACCCAGUGGGAGGAGACGUCCACAUACAUUAUCCACUGUCACAGUCGGAUCGAGUGGGUGUGGCUGCACUGGAGCGAGUACCUGAAGGCCUACGAGGAGUACCACAUGUGGCUGAGCCGACAGCAGUGCUCUCUGGCUCUGGGGCCAGAGCUGCAGUUGGGGCUGAAGGAGAAGAUGUGGCAGGUGGAUCAGCAGAGGGUGUUGGUGAGUGACGUGCAGAGCCAGGCCGCGCUGCUGGAGCGGCUCCUGGACGAGGCCAAUGCACUGCACACUCGCACCCAGGACCCCAGUGUAGACCCCCAGGCCCAGGAGAGGAUGCAGGCCGACUACAACCACGUACGAGACGGAGUGGAGGAGCGUCUGUCACUGCUUAAGAAGAUUGCGGAGGAGCACCAGGCGUACCAAGGCUGCGUUCAGAGGUUCCAGUCGUGGCUGCUGUCGAAAACCAGGGAGCUGACGGAGAUGAUGGAGAAGGAUGACCCAGCAGAGAGCAAGCUGCGGGCGCUCAAAACCUUGGACGACAGCGUGGCCAGCGAGGAGAAGACACUGCUGCACAUCGAGUGUCUUGCAGAGGGCGUGCGGGCCAAUACCUCUCCGGCCGGGUCGGAGCAGGUGGUGGAGGAGGCGGAGGAGCUGCGUCUGGGCUGGCAGCGGCUGAGGCAGGGGCUGUGUGAGGCCGAGGAGGGUCUUAGGGCCAGUCUGGACUCACACUGUCAGUACAUGUCCCGCUGCCAGAGACUCGGAGAGGACAUCAGCCGCCUCCGAGGCCUCCUGCAGCGGCUGGAGCAGGAGCUGGAGAAGGGCAGAGGGGAGGGAAACGCUCCGAACAGCACAGAGGAGCAGAUGGUCGGCCAGUGGAGGACGUACACGGGGGUGAAGAACACUUUGAUGGGAGAAGAGUCUCAGGUGGAGCAUCUGAAGGCCCAACUCAAAGAACUCUUUAGAUUCUCCCAGGACUCGCGACACCUCUCUGAUGACGUGCUGGCUGUUGUCAAGGAGCAUCAAAGUGUGAAGUGCAGAGUUACACGCCUGUGCUCUGAGAGUGAGUGUGGCCUUCGCAGCACUCUGCAGGACCCGCUGCUGUUCUUCUCCCAGUGGAGUCUGCAGGUGUCCCAGGCGCUGGAGGCCGAGGUCACCGACUUCUCCCACAUCGCACUGCUCCUCCACAAGAUCGAGCGUUUGCUGGUGGACAGUGCAGAGCUGCAGCAGAGCCUGGGUCAGCUGCAGGACAAGAGCGACCUGCUGGACUCUGUGUUUGGACGUGACGGAGCGGACACUUUACAGACGGAGCUCAGCGCCACCAUCAGGAACAGAGAGCUACUGCACUCUCAGCUGCUGCAGAGGAAGAGCAGGCUCCAGGGCUUAAUCUCCCGAACCAAGGACUUUGGUGACGCACAUGAGCUGGUCAGACUCAGACUUGCCGGCUUGAGGGACAGAAUGGUCACUGCUGAUGGUCUGCAGCCCGACCUCCUGGCCAAGAAGAGCCAGGCGGACCAGUUCAGGGUGAUACAGAAAGACCUUGAAGAUUGCGAGGCUCAUAUCACGGCCCUGGAGACUCUGGUGGCCUCCAGUCCCUCCAACAAAAACCAGUUUGAGCGGCUCUAUGCUGAAUGGAAAAACCUCUACACUGUUGUCAAGAUGAAGGUUCACGGCAGCGAGGAGAACAUUGCGGAGCACCAGAGGUUCCAGGACAGUUUGCUGAACCUGGAGAAGUGGAUGAUGAUCAUGAGACAGAAGCUGGAGUCCUUUCACUGCUCUUCUGGACAGUGGAGCGUCCAGGGCCGGCACCAGGAGGCUGAGAAAGCCCUGGGUGAGUUUCCAGAGAAGGAGCUGCAGCUACAAAGAACCGAGGCCCAGGGUCGAUCUGUGCUGGAGAAGACCUCUGAGGAGGGCAGGGUCCACAUCCUGGGGGACAUGGAGCGGCUCAGAGCGUCCUGGAUGUCCAUCUACAACAUGACUCUCAAUGUGGACAGCCUUCUCAAACUCUCCUCAGAGCAAACCGAAUCCGACUCAUGGAUGCUAACAGACAUAUCUACAGCGGACAUUGUGGCGGGCAGCAGCUCUCCGGUCCACACACGCUCAAGUCCAGGGUUCCAAAUGGGGGCCAGGUCGAGCGACAUCUACCGCAAACUGACUUUCCCCGGACCCAGUCUCGACGCGGACUUCGAAGACGACGACAUUCUGGAUCAAAGCUACUGGCUGGACGGGCAAGCUCGGGGUCAAUUCGUGGUGCCUUCCGAAAACAAAAGGGCCCCCAGGCUUUCAAGUACCGAUCGGACCGACAGCAGGCCGUCGUGGGGUGAUGAUGAAACGGACUCCCCCGCCUCGAUCCUCCGCAAAAGGAAAGAUCAAAGCCUUGCCAAAGACUUGGUAGUGGAUGGAGAGACUGGCAUCGAUAGUUUGAAAGUGGGAGAAAUUAGAAGUAGCAGUAGCAGUGGCAGAGCGGGUUUCUUAUCGACAGCGAGAGCGGCAGAAGCGGUGACGAGCGGCGAGGAGAGGAGGUUCAGUGCCGAGACAGCUGAUGGAUUAAGCCACGAAGGGAGAGGAGCGGGAGCUUUUGUCCAGUUCAAAAGGACUUCAGCCACAGAGCAGUCUCAAGGCACUUUGGCUUCAUUAGACAGAACAGCACGGUCUGGAAUAGUGGAGACAACCAGAAUAACCACUGUCAAUACGAAAACUGAUGGAGCUGGAAGUCUGAGUGACAAGGAGAGAGAUGAGAGGAGAGCUGCGUUCAGGUCCAGGUGGCAGGAGUUUGAAGAGUGGCUACAAAAGCAGAACGCAGUCCUCUCCGAAGUCUACACGUCAUAUUCUGUCCCAAUGAACGCUCAGGAACUCAAGGCCACCCAGGCCAAGCUCCAGACCCUGAGAAAGAAUGUCCCCUGUGGCCAGGACCUGUUCCAGCAGCUUCGUGUCACUUUUGAGGAGGACGACCCGGAAACAUCUACAGAAAUGGAGGAUUUGCGUUACAGAUGGAUUCUCUACAAGUCAAAGCUGAAGGAUAUAGAUUCAGUCAAAGCUGCAGGCGUGAAGUCCCAGACACAGUCCCACUCCAAGCCUCAAAAGAAAGCCGGUCUGCUGUAUCGCGUGUGCUGCCUGGCUCUUCCUCUGUGGCUGCUCCUCUUGGCGCUCUUCCUCCUCGCCUUCCUCCUGCCGCUGACCGAGGAGUCCAGAUCCUGCUCCCUGACCAACAACUUUGCCCGCUCCUUCAACGUCAUGCUGCGCUACCAGGGACCGCCGCCCACCUGA
Messenger RNA from Knipowitschia caucasica, 3519 nucleotides. The record is from the annotation of a GenBank genome assembly. Lineage: Eukaryota; Metazoa; Chordata; Actinopteri; Gobiiformes; Gobiidae.